AUGUUGUCGCGCGUGCUGGAUGGUGGCGUCCAAAAGCAGAGGGAGAAGGCAAAAGCAAUCCGGUGUCCGAGCGUGGUUGUGGGCCAGGAGAGAGAGUCCAAAGUCCAGGCAAUGUGUCGCGGAUCCAGGAGAGCAAAUCAGGGUUCCAGAGAGGAUGGCAGCAGGAAUGGAGACAGGGGCUGUGGGAGGAAGGAGAGACCAAGGAGAUCACAAACAAGGCAGGAGGAAAACGAGCACAGGAACAAAUGGCUGGAGAGAGUCAGACAGGUCCAAGAAACAAGCAAAGCCUCUGGAUGGCAAGCAGAUGACGAAGGACAAGUAGACAGUGGACAAGUAGACGGCGGGCGACUAGAUGAAGGACGACUAAACGGAGGACGGCUAGACGGAGGACGGCUAGACGGAGGACGGCUAGACGGAGGACGAGAAGACAGUGGACAAGUAGACGGCGGGCGACUAGAUGAAGGACGACUAGACGGAGGACGGCUAGACGGAGGACGAGAAGACAGUGGACGAGUAGACGGAGGACGAGUAGAUGAUGGCGGACGACUAGAUGAACGUCGACUAGACGGAGGACGUGUAGACAAAGGACGAGUAGACAGAGGACAAGUAAACGGAGGACGAGUAGACAGAGGACGAGUGGAUGAUGGAGGACGACUAGACGGAGAACGAGUAGACAAAGGACGAGUAGACAAAGGACGAGUAGACGGAGGACAAGUAAACGGAGGACGACUAGACGGAGGACGAGUAGACAAAGGACGAGUAGACGGAGGACGAGUGGAUGACAGAGGACGACUAGACAGAGAACGAGUAGACAAAGGACGAGUAGAUGGAGGACAAGUAAAUGGAGAACGAGUAGACGGAGGACGAGUGGAUGACAAAGGACGACUAGACGGAGGACGACUAGACGGAGGACGAGUAAACAAAGGACGAGUAUAUGACGGAGGACAAGUAGACGGAGGACAAGUAAACAGAGGACGAGUGGAUGACGGAGGACAAGUAGACGGAGGACAAGUAAACAGAGGACGAGUGGAUGACGGAGGACGACUAGACGGAGGACGAGUAGACAAAGGACGAGUAGAUGGAGGACAAGUAAACGGAGGACGACUAGAAGGAGGACGAGUAGACAAAAGACGAGUAGACGGAGGACGAGUGGAUGACAGAGGACGACUAGACAGAGAACGAGUAGACAAAGGACGAGUAGAUGGAGGACAAGUAAAUGGAGAACGAGUAGACGGAGGACGAGUGGAUGACAAAGGACGACUAGACGGAGGACGAGUAGACAAAGGACGAGUAGAUGACGGAGGACAAGUAGACGGAGGACAAGUAGACGGAGGACAAGUAAACAGAGGACGAGUGGAUGACGGAGGACGACUAGACGGAGGACGAGUAGACAAAGGACGAGUAGAUGACAGAGGACAAGUAGACGGAGGACAAGUAAAGGGAGGACGAGUAGACGGAGGACGAGUGGAUGACGGAGGACGACUAGACAGAGGACAAGUAGAUGAAAGAGAACGAGUAGACGGAGGUGGAGUGGAUGACGGAGGACGACUAGACGAAGGACGAGUAGACAGAGGACAAGAAGAUGCAGCGGGCGCGUCCUUGAAGUUCCAGCACAUGUCCAAGGACUUACAGAUCAUCUCCACCAAGUACAAAACCCCGGCGUACGGCUCCCUCAGUCCCUACGGUUGGCCUCAGAACUUCUCCCUGGACCAGCACCUCUACAAACCCAAGCCUCAUCCCAAAGUGUUCCCCAAGUCCAAGAAGAUUCUGGGCUGGGGCGACUUUUACUUCAAUGUGAAAACUCUGAAGUUCAGCCUUGUGGUGACCGGGAAGAUCGUGGACCAUGUCAACGGCACUUUCAGCGUCUACUUCCGCCACAACUCCUCGCAGCUGGGAAAUAUCACCGUCAGCAUCGUGCCGCCUUCUAAGCCGGUUGCCUUGGAGGUUCUGGACCCGGUAGUUGAAAGCAUUCACACGGGGAACUUUGUCCUCUUACCAGACCUGGCGUCUCCAGUCCAAUCCAGCACAAUUCCUCCAGACCUUCCCAAGGAGCAGCAGGACCUGCCGGUCAUGACUGAGCUCAACUGCCGUGUGGACUACCAAAGAACCAACCGGUCCAAGAAGACCAAACCCUGCAUGUACGACCCGGGUCAGACCUGCUACUCGGAAAACACGCAGUCGCAGGCGGCGUGGAUCUGCUCUAAACCCUUUAAGGUCAUUUGCAUCUUCGUCGCCUUCACCGGCAUCGACUACAGGCUGGUGCAGAAGGUUUGCCCCGACCGCAACUUCCAGCCGGAGCAGAACCAGCAGUACUUUGGGUGACCGCUUCCAGAUGGACCGCCUGGUUUCUACUUAAAUGUGUUCCGGUCCUUGUCUCUGUUUGCUUUUCACAUCUGGAGGGAACACCAGUGGACCCCAGCAACUCCACAACAACACGGGAGCCAUUCGGUUUUUUUUUGGAUUUCCCCGAAAAAGUAUUGGAUCAUGUCUGAGGGUCAGAGUGUCAGGAUAAGGUGGCCGAAGGUCUGAGGGACUGAGGGACUGAGGGACUGAGGGAUGUGUUCACUCUUGUCAUGUUUGCUUGGGUUUAAAGGGACUCUGGUACCAGAGUCUGCUCUGAAAAGCAUUCUCAGGGCAGUGGAUCCAUCACAACUGGACUGUUGUGUUUGUCUUACAUCACGUGUGGACUCUCAUCCUUCAGCAGUUCAUGGUCAGAGACUUAGUCUGGUGGACUACAUCUGACCAGCACUUAGAUCGGUAGACCUGAUCCGAGUAGGACUUAAAUUAGUAGACAAGAUCUGACCAGGACAGAUUGUUCUCAGGGUUAAAAGACGUAGACUUUUUCUGCCAAAAUUGAAAGAGUGAAAAGGAUUAGUGAGACUAGAUCAAGAACUUUACUGAUGCAGGUUUUCGUGGGCCACUUGAAACGAUGUGGUGGCCCAGAUCUGUCCCCGGGACCUAAAGUUCCACACCUGUGACGUACAACAAUGUUUGCUUUUUCUCUUUCAGUUUGCAUUCAUGAAAAUAAAAGUCAGCGAGCAGAAACA
Molecule: messenger RNA, 3047 nt
Organism: Nerophis ophidion (straightnose pipefish)
Lineage: Eukaryota; Metazoa; Chordata; Actinopteri; Syngnathiformes; Syngnathidae
Exons: 2
Coding region: 1-2322 (773 amino acids)
Molecular function (GO): signaling receptor binding
Source: RefSeq, a predicted model, not a curated record